AUGACGGCAAACGAGGAAUCGUGGGACCUCGAUACCGAUGAGAUUCGCUCCGUCGACUCUGAAGAGCUUUAUGAGACGAGACCCAAUCGCUGGAGGGGCAACAAGGCGACAUGGAGCAGCUACACGCAGGAAGAGCGACUGCUCCACCGGUCCAUGGAGCAACUCCGGAAUCGCGACUUAUCAGUGCACCUGUAUAACGCGUUUGCGCUCCGAAAUCGUGCUUUGCGCCCAAGCGCUGCGGCAGAGCCUAAUGAAGCAGAUAUUGACAGACCGCUGGAGGAAAUCGUCGACAGUGGCGAAUGGCGCCCGUCGAAUCUAUGGACGGCAUGGCCCAUGAACUCACGCAUCGUGCCCGGCGACGACUUUUUAAAGGAAACCCACGAUGAGGACGACGACUUCACCACACGAUCCAGGAAGGAACAGCUCCCCAGCACAGCAUUAGAAGAAGAGAUGACGGCUACGAUUCUCCGCCAGGCAAAGGAGCGCUUCCUUCGCCGGCAGCGCAAGGUUCGAGAGCGAGACCAAACUGCGAGGACACGGAAUGAAUCUGCCCACGAGAGGACGAUGGCAUCUUCCGCGUCUGCGCUUUCGUCCGCGGCCGACGACGACGACGACGACAAUAAGGAAAAAGGAGGGGGAAACGCCCCUCCUCCAUCCGGACAAGGCGCGCAAGCGGGUGUGUCCGAUGUAGAGGUCGAAAAGCCGAAGCGUAGCAAGACAUACGAGCCAGUCGUCUCCGCCAACGACGACCUCUCCGCCAACCUCCUCCGCCCCUCUGUCCGUCACAUCCUGUCUACCCUCGACAAUACCCUCACAGUCCUCCACAACUCCCGCCUCGCCGGCCUCAGCUACAUGACCGACUCGUCCGCCUCCGCUACCGACGUGGAAGACGCCUCGGACGCAGCUAGCGUUUCGUCCGCGGCGUCACGGGCGUCUUCUUCGGCGUCGAAGCGUAGGAAGAAGGGCCGGCCUCGGAGCAAGGCGCCCAGAACCCCGGAGCCCGAGUGGACAAGGGCUCUCGAAAGGAGAGGUAGGCCGAAGAAGGUGGCCGUUCCGCUGCCUGGGGAGACGGAGAAGGAGAUGAAGAUCCGAAUUGCGAGGUCACAAAAGAAGCGGAUCCCGUUCUCGUCUGACGAGGAGGACGCAGCUGCUGGCGAGACGGAAGCAGAGGACGGUGUGAAGAAGACCGAAGGAUCGGGAGAGGAGACGCCGAGAUCAAGAUCGCCGAGGAAGAAGCGUGAUUUGCCAGCCGAGGCUCGCGCCGAGGCCAAGAUCAAGGCCCGGGAGACGAUGCUCGGGAACUGGGGUCUGCGAGAUUGGAGCGACGUCAUCGGCGCGGCGUCGCUCUCCGGCUUCAAGCCCGACGUCGUCGCCAGAGCGGCGCAGCGGUGCGCCGAUUUAUUCGGCCAGGGGAUGGAGAUGCAGACUCUGUUCGAGGGGUCUGCGUCAAAGGGGCCGAAGCCGCAGACGAGGCGGUAUAUCCCCGGAGGGGGCAGCAGCAGCAACCGCCAUGGAGGAAGAGCCGGCCCCUACGCGGCGGCAGAAUCCAGCUCAGAAGACUCAGACAACGAGAGACCUGCUGCGAAAACACGCCGUUUCGGCGCAUCGUCUCGACAGAAUAGUCUAGCACGCGACAGCAUCCCGCCGAGCGACUCUGACGCCGCGGCACGAGGACGGAGUACAGGGGCAUCAGCAGCAGUGGCGGCGCGACGGUCACGAAGCGCAUCCCGCGCGUCCUCUGUGGGGCUAUUCUUCUGUCCCGUGGCAGGCUGCGAUCGCUCGUUGGAGGGGUUCGGACGGAGGGCGAAUCUGCAGCGGCACAUGGCGACGAUGCAUCCGGCUCGAGUGGGGGAUAUCGUGGGCGGCGGCAGCGACCGCUUCGAUGUGGAGAGCGAGGACGAGAUGGAUGGGGCUGUGCACGUUGACGGGUUCCUGAAGCCUAUCCGUCCAAGGAAGGGGUGGAGGGCCGAGGAUACGGGGAAGAGGAAGCGCAAGAGGCAUUAUCGGGGGCGGAAGAUGGACGGGAGUGAUGGUGGGAGUGGUGUUGAGGAGGCUGUGUUGGAUUCUACGUGA
Colletotrichum godetiae is the source of this 2073-nucleotide messenger RNA. Its product is annotated as RNA polymerase I-specific transcription initiation factor-domain-containing protein. The transcript has 2 exons. The record is from RefSeq and is a predicted model, not a curated record. Bases 1 to 2073 code for a protein of 690 amino acids. NCBI's taxonomy places the organism in Eukaryota, Fungi, Ascomycota, Sordariomycetes, Glomerellales, Glomerellaceae.